AUGCUAGGUGUGGAUCUUGAGCCCUCUCUGCUGCAGCCAUCCCAAACAGCUUCAGUGCACUGGACCAUCCAGAAGCCCAGGGCUUGUACAUGUCACCAGGAGAGGCUGCUGCUGCUGCUGUGUGUACUGGCAGUGGCAGCACUGCUCCUGAGCUGCAUGGCCUUGGCCCUGACCCUGACUAAGCACCAAGAGGUGGUGGAAAAAGUGAGGACGCUGGCCUUGCAGCAGAUGACGUGGCGGGAGAACUUGACUGGCAUGGUGGCGCUAGCUGGCCUCAAGAAGGACAUUGACCAUGUAAGAGCUUACACUAACCAAUCCCUGGUGGAACUUUGGAGCUUAUUAGACCCUUCUCGGUCCAUCUGUCCUGAUGGCUGGAUCCCUUUUGAGGGCAAAUGCUACUAUUUCUCCCCAAGCACCAAGUCAUGGGAUGAAGCCCGGAAGUUCUGCCAGGAGAGUUAUUCUCACUUGGUCAUCAUCAAUAGCUUCGCUGAGCAUAGUUUUGUGGCCAAGGCUCAUGGUUCUCCGAGGGUAUAUUGGCUGGGGCUGAGUGACAAGAAUCAAGAAGGAGACUGGAGAUGGCUGGAUGGGUCUCCUGUCACAUUAAGCUUCUGGGACCCACAUGAGCCUAACAAUAGCAACAAUGAGGAUUGUGCCAGCAUGAACAGGGGAGGCACCUGGAAUGACCUCUCUUGCUCCAAAACUACGUAUUGGAUUUGUGAGCGGCAGUGUUCCUGCUGACUGGGAGCAAGGCUGGGUCUGCUCAGGCCUCACUCUCCUGUCUUCUUCCCUGGACUUGGCCUUUUCAGAACUCAUAUGAAUGUGUGGGAAGCACAGUCAGUCACUAGGCAAGCUGCAAGCCUGCCUAUUGGUUGAGCAGGAAGGCGACUCAGAAGGAGGUGGGGCUUUUGGAGAGGGCAGAACACUUGAGAAGGUAGCAGUCACUACUCUUGGAAAGUGAGACUGGCCCUGCUGGGCACUGAGUCAAACAUCGACCCAGGAUGAAAUGCCCUGGCCUCUCUGAACCCUGAUCAGAUAGGUGAUGGUUGAUACUGUCAACUUGACAGGCUCCAGAAUCAUUGAAGAGAGAAGCCUCUGGCAUGUCUGUGAAAAAUUUGCUAUAGUUUAAUUGAGGUGGGAAGACACCACCCCUACAGCCCUCAAAUGUGGGCCGUGCUGUUCUGGGGGAGGGCGCUCCCGGACUGACUGAAAAGGAGAACUGAGCAGCACUAUUCUUUGACCACCUCCUGACUGUGGACUGCACAUGACUGUGGAUUGCCUGCCACUCCUGCCACUGUGCC
Messenger RNA from Nannospalax galili (Upper Galilee mountains blind mole rat), 1298 nucleotides. RefSeq names its product C-type lectin domain containing 17A (gene Clec17a). Gene Ontology annotation, molecular function: fucose binding; D-mannose binding. The transcript has 8 exons. NCBI's taxonomy places the organism in Eukaryota, Metazoa, Chordata, Mammalia, Rodentia, Spalacidae. Bases 1 to 738 code for a protein of 245 amino acids. Gene Ontology annotation, biological process: biological process involved in interspecies interaction between organisms. The record is from RefSeq and is a predicted model, not a curated record. Gene Ontology annotation, cellular component: external side of plasma membrane.